Cavia porcellus (domestic guinea pig) is the source of this 1546-nucleotide messenger RNA. RefSeq names its product F-box protein 17 (gene Fbxo17). Gene Ontology annotation, cellular component: SCF ubiquitin ligase complex; cytoplasm. The transcript has 6 exons. The record is from RefSeq and is a predicted model, not a curated record. Gene Ontology annotation, molecular function: ubiquitin protein ligase activity; protein binding. Bases 359 to 1195 code for a protein of 278 amino acids. Gene Ontology annotation, biological process: glycoprotein catabolic process; SCF-dependent proteasomal ubiquitin-dependent protein catabolic process. NCBI's taxonomy places the organism in Eukaryota, Metazoa, Chordata, Mammalia, Rodentia, Caviidae.
GGCCGGCACCGCCCUCGUCCCCGCCCGCCCGCCCGCCAGCGCGCAGGGCCUCGUAGCACCUCUGCUCUAGCUCGCUGGGCCGUGGGGAACCCCGGGGACCCCCUCCCCCGCCGCCGCCCCCAGCCGACCGCCAGCUUCCCAAAGUGCUGGGAUCACAGGCCUGUGCCACGCUGCUCAGUUCCAGGCAGGGUCCGAAGAGGAAAAGCAGAGGACUUCUCUGGAUCACAAUCAGCCAAGCACUGAGCUUGGCAUUCACAGACAUGGCGGCCCCACCCAGUCCCACACUGGAGUUGAUGAUGACCUUGGAAAGACGCUGACCCACGGACCCCUCUCGACCCACAGGACGCCAGCGGUGGCGAUGGGUGGCCGGCCAUCGCGGCAGCGGCAGCCCGUGCACCCGCCAGCGACCCUGGACGCGCUGCCCCCUGAACUGCUCGUGCGGGUGUUGAGCCACGUGCCGCCUCGCGCGCUAGUGACCUGCUGCCGUCCAGUGUGCCGGGCCUGGCGCGACGUGGUGGACGGGCCCACCGUAUGGCUGCUGCAGCUGGCCCGCGACCGCAGCGCCGAGGGUCGCGCAAUCUAUGCGUUGGCCCAGCGCUGCCCGCCCAGCAGCGAGAACGAAGAGGAGCUACCGCUCUGCGCCCUGGCGCGCUUUUGUGUGCGCGCGCCACUCGGGCGUAACCUCAUCUUCAACUCCUGCGGAGAGCAGGGUUUCAGAGGCUGGGAGGUGGAACACGGAGGCAAUGGCUGGGCGGUGGAGAAGAACAUAACCCUGGUGCCCGGGGCUCCUUCCCAGACCUGCUUUGUGACUUCUUUCGAAUGGUGCUUCAAGAGACAGCUGGUGGACUUGGUGAUGGAGGGGGUGUGGCAGGAGCUGCUGGACAGCGCCCAGAUUGAGAUCUGCGUGGCCGAUUGGUGGGGUGCCCGAGAGAACUGCGGCUGCAUCUACCGCCUUCGGGUGCGCCUCUUGGACGUGUAUGAAAACGAAGUGGUCAAGUUCUCAGCGUCACCCAACCCGGUCCUUCAGUGGACUGAGAGGAGCUGCCGACAGGUCUCCCACGUGUUCACCAACUUUGGCAAGGGCAUCCGUUAUGUGUCUUUCGAGCAGUACGGGAGAGACACACGUUCCUGGGUGGGGCAUUAUGGUGCCCUCGUGACCCACUCCAGCGUGAGGGUUAGGAUACGAAUUUCUUAGCCAGCCAGCAUGACCCAGCCUUCUGGGACACACUGCCAUCUGCUGGAUGUCAUCAAAAUCAGAAGUGUCUUUGCAGCCCUGGGCCUGAGGAUGCCCAGGCUGAGUCCUAUGGCAUCUGCAUGGUGACCCUCAUGCUGUGGAUGAACCAGAGACUGCGCCAGCCACUCCAUGGCUUGCUGAGCUCCCCAGGUGGACGGUGCCAUAAACUAGAGACAGGCUGGGCAUGGUGGCGCAUGCCUGUAAUCCCAGCGCGCGGGAGGCUAAGCCAGGACUGCUGCAAGUUCAAGGCCAGUUUGGGCUACAAAGUGAGAUUAUCUCAAAAAUAAAUAAAAGUAAGAUUUUAAAAAACAA